AACGAAUUAUUCUGCUCGGUUGCCUGAUGGCUACUGGCCUACUAGCUACACUACACUAGUACUCCUUGGUUCAUUCUACCUUUGGCCAAAGAAAGAGCUCAUCUCUCCCCAGCACACACACGCUUCUCCGUCUCCAAAAACCCUCUCUGCACGGGCACGCCAUGGACAAUCCUCCAGCCGGCAACGCGGCCAAUCCUCUGGCAGCGGCGGCGGUGGCCAAUCCUCCUCCGGCGGCGGCGGCGGCAGCACCAGCAGCAGCAAACAACGUGCUCGAUCAUCUGGCGGCGGCGGAGGCAGCAGCAGCAAACAACGUGGCCAAUUUUCUGGCGCAGCAAGCAGCAGCGGCUGCAGCGGCGGCGGCAGCGGCGGAUGCUGCUGUAGCGGCUGCCGCUGCAGCGCAGGAGCGGCGCCGCAAGGAAGACAAGGAUUGUGCGUGCUUGUGCUGUGUGUACAUCUUGGGCGUGCUGCUCUUCUUUGCAGUGAUGAUUCUGCUGACAUCGAAGCCAUGGAAUCGAGGCUAGAGAGCACGAACGUGCCGUACGUGAUGAUCUCUGGAGCAUCGACUUCCUUGGAACUAAUUAAUGACUUACCAGGUGGUUUUCUCUAGUAGUAGUACUACCAUUGUGUCCGAGAUCAGGUAAUCUGUUGGUGGGAAAGAAGAACUAGUACCGUCUAGAGUGGUGGGUAGAUUUGAUCAUGUAAAAAGCCGAGUAAGAUUUCAGUUUAUGUGACGCCUA
This is a messenger RNA of Triticum aestivum (bread wheat), 737 nucleotides long. Its product is annotated as ice-structuring protein 4. The transcript has 2 exons. NCBI's taxonomy places the organism in Eukaryota, Viridiplantae, Streptophyta, Magnoliopsida, Poales, Poaceae. The record is from RefSeq and is a predicted model, not a curated record. Bases 162 to 521 code for a protein of 119 amino acids.